Messenger RNA from Erpetoichthys calabaricus (reedfish), 2567 nucleotides. Its product is annotated as zinc finger protein 664-like. The coding region runs from base 121 to 1617 and encodes 498 amino acids. The transcript is spliced from 3 exons. Lineage: Eukaryota; Metazoa; Chordata; Cladistia; Polypteriformes; Polypteridae. Gene Ontology annotation, molecular function: DNA-binding transcription factor activity; RNA polymerase II cis-regulatory region sequence-specific DNA binding. The record is from RefSeq and is a predicted model, not a curated record. Gene Ontology annotation, biological process: regulation of transcription by RNA polymerase II.
CGCGUGCGCGUGUGAACGCGGAAACGAGCGUAGAAUGGAGUUGCGGAGAGCAAGUCCCUGAUGUACCCCACAAAACCGGGAAGAAGAAGAAGAUUCAGCCAUUUUCUGUAACUCCUACAUAUGGAUGUGACAGAGGAGACAUACCAGGCCAACAUGAAUGACACAGAGAAAUGGACUGUAAAUGUUAAGCUAGAGGAGGAAGAGUGUGAAUGGAAACGAGUGUACCAUAAACAUGAGAGUCUGGACAUUAAGGAUGAGGAUUGUGAACAGGGAACAGGUGGCUUCAAGGCAGAAGCUGAGGAGAAGCCUGUCAUCAGCGAUAGGCCGGAAUGUCAACUCAUUGGCCAAGUCAAGGAAGAAGCCCUUCGGUCAGAGUCUGCCUGUCACUCUGGGGGUCUAAGCGGAUUCGUCUCCUCUCAAACUGGAAACUGCCCUGUUCAGGAGCGUUCUGUCAGCGUGAAGUCUGAUAUUGAUUCAGACACAAAGACCACUGAGGAAACAUUAAGGAGAUCACCAGGAUAUCCAUCAUUGACGAAUCAUCCUGGAGAAGAUACUCAAGAGGGUCCCAGCUUUUCCCCAUCUUUAUCUGUGAAUCAUGUGGAGAACAGACUAAAACAGAUGCUGCAUGAUAAAAAUAUGGAGAAAUUUGGAUCAACUAUGUUGACACCAAUCUCUUUGAAGUUUAGUUCUCUGCCUGUGAUGAAAUUAAAAGGGAUAGACAAUCAGCAACAGGUGCGUAGUAACAGUUUGGGUGCUUUGAACGUAUGCGAUGAGCCAAGGGAAGGUUUUACUUGCAAACCAAAGGGUAAAAGCAAUCAGCAGCAACAUAAAAAUCAGAUGCCAUAUUGUUGUUCCAAUUGUGGCAAACAAUUUCCAAAGAGAAGUAUCCUUCAGGCCCACACAAGAAUUCACACUGGAGAGAAGCCAUAUUGCUGUUCUCAAUGCGACAAAAAAUUCUCAAGCUCGAGUAAUCUUCGAGUCCACAUGAGAAUUCAUACUGGAGAAAAACCGAAUUGUUGUCCUGAGUGUGGCAAAAGAUUCUCAAACAUGACCAUUCUUAAGACCCACAUGAGAAUUCACACCGGAGAGAAGCCAUAUUGCUGUUUGCAAUGUGACAAAAACUUCUCAAAUAUGAGUAAUCUUCAGGUCCACAUGAGAACUCAUACUGGAGAGAAACCGUAUUGUUGUCCUGAGUGUGGCAAAAGAUUCUUGGACAUGAGCACUCUUAAGAACCACAUGAGAAUUCACACCGGAGAGAAGCCAUACUCUUGUUCAGAAUGUGGAAAACGAUUUUCACACAUGACCACUCUCAAGUGCCACACAAGUAUCCAUUCUGGUAAGAAACCAUACUGCUGUUCUGAUUGUGGUAAGAGAUUCUCACAAAAGAGCCAGCUUCAGACCCACACAAGAAUUCAUACAGGCGAGACACCACAUUCCUGUUCUGAAUGUGGUAAGAGAUUCUCACAAAAGAGCCAGCUUCAGACACACAGAAGAAUUCAUACAGGGGAGACACCAUAUUCCUGUUUUGAAUGUGGGAAACAAUUUUCAAGGAAAGACCAUCUUAAUGCCCAUGCAAGAGUUCAUACAGGUGAAAAGCCAUAUAGCUGUUGUGAAUGAGGGAAAAGUUUCUCACAAAUGAGCCACCUUCAGAAGUACACAACAGUACAUAUUGGGGAGAAACCCCACACUGGCUGCCCCCCAAAUCACUCAUUAUACUCUCUGUUUUGUUCUUUCUCUCCCAAGGACAAAUACCUGUCCCUACUACCCUCUACUCUUUACUUUGCAACGCAUCUUAUAAACCUCUGCCCUUGAUUUCUCUUUGGUCUGGAGACUUUUCCCCUCUCAGUUAUCACCAAUAGAAAGUUUGGUUCUGGAAACCCAAAUUAUCAGCACACCCAGUUCAGAAUUCUUGACAGACUUUAUCCUACUCCCUGUAAGCGGUCUUACUGUCAAUCCUCUCUGUCAUUUAUCUUCCCUUGGUUUACCCACCACUUUUUCUCCACACCUACUGCCUUCCUUCCUUUCCUGCAGUAUUCCUGUGUUACCUCAAAUCGUUCUUCUUUUAGACCUUUCCUGGCUUCCACUCAAACUCUCUUAAUGCAAGUUAUUCUGGCUGGGUACCCUGGCAACCAAAUUAAUUUUUGCCUCCCACUGGAAAACACCUGAAUGCAUCACUGUGGACGACUAGCAGACCUCCUUCUACAACUUCAUACAUUUGGAGUUGUCUGUGGCGCAUUAAUGGGCCUUCCAGUAAUGUAAUUGAAACCUGCUCUGCUGUAGCUCAAUUGUGUAAAACUUGGCUUGACCUUUUUUUUCACCCCUUGGCUCAGGCUGGGUGGGAGUGGGUGGUCUGGCUUCCUUUGUAUGCUAUGUCCGCUUAUUGUUUAUAUCCUGUCAUUUUGUUCUUUUUUUUUAAUAAAUAAUUGAUGAGAAAAAAGUACAAUUCCCUACCAAAUCUACUCAAGUACAUGUAAUUUGUUAGUUUCCACCUCUGGGUUUCAAUCCCUCUUAGAUGGGUAGCACAGCUAGUUUAAUUAUAUGUGAACAACUUCUAGGGUUGUAUCUUU